This is a messenger RNA of Paramormyrops kingsleyae, 2928 nucleotides long. RefSeq names its product calcium binding protein 1a (gene cabp1a). The record is from RefSeq and is a predicted model, not a curated record. Gene Ontology annotation, molecular function: calcium channel regulator activity; calcium ion binding. NCBI's taxonomy places the organism in Eukaryota, Metazoa, Chordata, Actinopteri, Osteoglossiformes, Mormyridae. Gene Ontology annotation, cellular component: cytoplasm.
GCUGAUAUUCUCGGCUUUGUGUCCCCCGCACAGCCGCACAGACACGAAGCAUCAGCGCAGCCAGCAGGAGAGAUACUGCGGUAACUCCACGCCGCUUCUCUGGGGAAGUGCACAUGUGCAACCCGCCGUAAACAUGCGCCGAGUCGGCUUCGCCUCACCGCUGUAGCCGCACCGGAGCGGCACAUGGACAGGGCGGCACCGCCAAACCCACGGCUGCACUGACCGAACCAUGAGCUCCUCUCUCCCGAAAAGUGAAUCUACAACCUCACUGCUGAAACCCUCCGCGGCGACUCGGAGGUCAGCGAGGCGCCCGGAGCACGCUGGAAACGACCGCCGUAGCCAGAACCGGCCCGGAGCUCCGGAGAGUCGCGGCGUCGCCGAGGAGACGUGCUGGCCGGCCGGCUGCGACGCCAGCGCCCGUAGACCCCUGUGCCACCCGCGGUUAGUCAGUGACGGGGACAGCGGGACGAGGCGAGGAAGUAAGAGCCAGUCUCAGCAUCCGCACGACCAGUUCGCCCCCACGGACAGCCGGGAAGAGCUGCCGAUGAAGGAUGAUGCUGGUCGGGCAGGGAGAGGACGCAACAAGCCGCACGGACGUCCGCAGCGCCAGCAUCGGCAAACUGUCCAGGAGGACCCGCUCCCAGUCUGUCAGCACAGCAUCCCCUCGCCGGCCCUCCCUAAGCGCCCCGGCUCGGCCCUCAGCGUCGCCUCGGAGCCCGCUGUCAGCACGCCAUCUCCCGCUUCGUCCUCGCCGCUGCCCGCGUCUUCCAGCCGCUCCUCCGGCCGCUCAGGCAGGUCCAGCGCGGCGUCCUCCGCGUCUGACUCAAGCCUGCACCCGAUCCUCAGCUCAGUGUUCGGCCAGGACAGGGAACUCAGACCAGAGGAGAUCGAUGAGCUCCGAGAAGCUUUUAAGGAGUUUGACAAGGACAAAGAUGGCUUCAUCGGCUGCAAAGACCUGGGCAACUGCAUGAGGACCAUGGGCUACAUGCCCACCGAGAUGGAGCUGAUUGAGCUGAGCCAGCAGAUCAACAUGAACCUGGGUGGCCAUGUGGAUUUCGAGGACUUUGUGGAACUGAUGGGACCUAAACUCUUGGCAGAAACGGCGGAUAUGAUUGGUGUGAAGGAGCUGAGGGAUGCAUUCAGAGAGUUUGACACAAACGGUGACGGUGAGAUCAGUACUGCCGAGCUCAGGGAGGCCAUGAGGAAGCUGCUGGGACAGCAGGUUGGUCACAGAGAUCUUGAGGACAUCUUGCGGGACAUUGACCUGAACGGGGACGGCCACGUAGACUUUGAAGAGUUUGUGCGGAUGAUGUCUCGCUGAUGGGGGCCGUAAAUCAGCGGCAGAAAUCCCUGCCAGCCUGGCGUGUGGCCCCCAGCUGUGCCAGAGAAAUGCCAGACCAGCGAUUGCCGACUGCGCUGCCCUACCUGAACAAACUGGAACUUACAUACUGCCCUCCAGCCUCCAAACUAUGAUCUGGGGGGACCACAACCCCCCCCCCCCCCAGCCAUUCCUGCAGCGUCACCCCAUCCUCACAAGACCAACAACUGGAGCAGUGUCCUGACGCAGGGACACCAGGCGGGCAGACAGACAAACAGACGUUUUCAGCACUUUCACCCAAACCCGUUUCCCAUGUGUCUUUGCACUUACUCUGUUUGAAAAUGAGAUUAUUGUAGCCCAUUCUGUAGUCGGUCUCAUUUCUGUCUAUUUAUUUCUGUGUAUUUGUGUAUCUGCCUGUGUGUUUUGUACAAGAUGUGACCUGGUCCCACACAAAAGUAAAUUGUAAAGGGCCCAGUUAGGAAAGUGUAGCUCAAUUUUUAGAGAAAAGAGAACAAUGUUUGUAUGACAUUCUGUAUAUUUUAUUUGCAAUCAUUUAUUACUCAAAGACAACCAAAUAUAACAUCACAUUAAAAACAAUUCAGUCUUAUAUGUCACAUACACAAUUAAACUGAGUACAAUGCAUAGUGCUUGAUGUUAUCACUAUGUAAGGUGACCCAAGUGCACUCACUGAACCGGGAACACCACUGUUGAAUGUCCUGUCUUAUUAUACCAAAUUUUACGAGUUUUGUUUUAAAGUCAAUGCAAAACCAUUGAAUUGCAGUGUCAGGUAACAGCCCAUCAGCUCUGAAUCAGGAUGACAGAACUGAAAUUCUGCUUCCUCUGCCAAGGUCCAUGUGAUAUCUGCAACAUUCUUAUUUAAAAUAAGAUGACUGGAGUUUGCUGGUUUGGAUCUUUUAGAUUUCACUUGCUAGAAUAGAUUUGUGAACAUAAUCAACCUGUACUUGAGAUGUGCUCCUGUUUUACAGGAGAGCUCUCCAGCCUCAUGUCUAUCACAAUCGGUCCUGUUUAAUUACAGCUAAUAGUGACAGUGUCCUUCUGAGGGACAUGAGCUGCAAUAUAGACAAAAAGGGAGAGGAACGGGAGAAACUGCCGCAUAUCGAGGCGGGUCAUGGAGAGCUGUCACCAAGCAGAUCACAUGGAGGGAGGCGGGAGUCUGGCUGAUCUCAUAUGUGUCCAGAAUUUCAUAUUGAUGUUGUUGUCAUGGAUCUGUACAUUUUUUGUCUCAAUCCUACAACAGACAAGCUGUACAACCCCACAUGUGUCUUCCUCAGACCAGUUGUGAAUCUUCCUGUUGAAACAUUACAGACCACCUUACUAAUGUUGACUUGACCUACCCUGAUUUUAAAAACCUGUGUGUUAAAACGUGCAUGCACGUGGAAACCCUCAUCUGUGCAUUUUUGUUGGACAACUGCGUGUGUCCUUAUCUACUGUAUGCCGACUACAGGACGUGUUUAUAUCUGCGUGUCAUUAUCUCUGUUUUAAUGCAUGCCAAAAAAAAAUCUUUCAAGAAAACACAUCUGUUCUUAUCAAAUUCGAUAUGAAUUUGAAAAAAGGUUACAUUUAAGAAGUAAACACGGUUUAGCCUGGUG